GGACUUAUGACUUGGGUGAUACCAAGGUCAUGGAUUCGAUUUCCUAUUGAGACUUGAGAGUUUAACUCGAUAAAUUAUCAGGAGUGCGUUAAUUAGACAGACAACUUUUACCCCUGAGUUUGGUUCUGCAUCAUAGUGUCUAAAGUGGCGAGAUGGUGGCUUAGAGUCUCCGGGUUAUCAAAAAAAAAAAAAAGAAUUAUAUAAUUUCAAAAGAUAAAUGUAUAAAUACACACACACACACACACAUAUAUAUAUAUAUAUAUAUAUAUAUAUGAGUCAAACUUCCCCGCUGGUUUCUUAAUUAAUCGAGCUGGAUCAGCGCUGGACUGCGUACAUCUAAAGCCAAACUCACAAUUCAACGCCCAUCUCACGGUGUCUCCAUUCUUGACCGUUUAUAUAUAGUUCAAAUAGAGAACUCAUUAACUAAUCCAGAGAGAAAUCAAGCUAGGAAGGAAGAUGAAGAAGAGCACUGCUCAUUUCGUAUUAGUGCACGGAGCAUGCCAUGGAGCUUGGUGCUGGUACAAGCUCACCACCCUGCUGAAAUCGUCCGGCUACCGCGUCACGGCUGUGGACCUCGGCGGUUGCGGCGUCAACCCCAAACGCACCGACGAGAUCGCGACGGUCUUUGACUACUCGCAGCCGCUGAUGGAGUUCAUGGCCUCUGUCCCCUGCGAUGAGAAGGUGAUCUUGGUGGGUCAUAGUUACAGCGGUCUCGUGAUUUCGCUGGCUAUGGAGAGCUUCCCGGACAAAAUCUCAGUGGCAGUGUUCAUCGCCGCUUAUAUGCCCUCUUAUAAAUCUCCUCCUGCAUCUUAUAUCCAUGAAUACUUGAAAAGGACACCAAUGGAGUCCUUGAUGGACAGCCAGUUCUUCUUUGAUGGGGGCAUGGAAAAGCCUCCCACUUCAGUCAAGUUUGGCCCAAAUUACAUGACCGCCAAGGUUUACCAACACUGCCCGCCGGAGGAUCUGGAGUUAGCAAAAACGUUGAUAAGGCCCAACGGGUUGUUCGUAGAGGACUUGACCCGAGAGUCACUGUUAACCGAGGAAAAAUUCGGGUCGGUGGAUCGGGUUUUUGUGAUGUGCGGAGGAGAUGAAGUGAUGGGGGAGGAGGUGCAGCGAUGGAUGAUAGAGAACGGCCCAGGCCCAGUAAUCACAGAGGUGAAGCUCAUAGAAGGGGCUGGCCAUAUGGUCAUGCUCUCAAAGCCCAAAGAGCUCUGCCUCUGCUUCCAACAAAUUGCUGCCAAAUAUCACUGAAUUACUAUUAAUUACCCCUUCAAUAAUUUUAUUUUGAAGUUUCUGUGAAAUUAGAUAAAGUCUUCUAAA
Malania oleifera is the source of this 1320-nucleotide messenger RNA. Its product is annotated as methylesterase 10. Lineage: Eukaryota; Viridiplantae; Streptophyta; Magnoliopsida; Santalales; Ximeniaceae. Bases 457 to 1251 code for a protein of 264 amino acids. The record is from RefSeq and is a predicted model, not a curated record. Gene Ontology annotation, molecular function: methyl indole-3-acetate esterase activity; methyl jasmonate esterase activity; methyl salicylate esterase activity. Gene Ontology annotation, biological process: salicylic acid metabolic process; jasmonic acid metabolic process. The transcript has 3 exons.